CUGACACAUCUCCCAGCUUGGUGUGGUUUUGUUUUCCCCAGAUCUCUGGGGAGGGUGACCAAGCCGUUGACACUUGCCCUCUCGCUCAGCCCCUGGGGAUAACAAGCUGGUCCUGCUUGUCCCUGCCCCUGCCUUCUUGUUGCUGAGGAGCAACAACUGGUGCCCCGUGUGAGGAAUGCUUUGCUGAUGAGCUAAUUGGACCACUGAGUCCACAAUGAACCCAAUGAUGCUGGUCUUCCUGUUAAUAGCGAUGAAUCUCCCAUUAGCUAAGACAGGAUUUGGAGAUCUCGGUCAAGCAAGGGCCAUACUACGAAAGACCAUCAGAGACCCCUGCAUGGCCUGUGCUUUCACCAAGACCCCUCCCCCCGUAACCUGUUAUACUUCUACCAAAACCUGCCCUAAUGGGCAAUAGGCAGCUACUCUUACGAAAGGGAGAGAAAAUGGAUGCCCUGGAAGGGUUCUCGAUCACAAAUGUUGGCAAGGCCCCAAAGUAUCCUCACCUGCCCCAGGGAAACCCCCCCCUCUAAUUGUCCUUGCACCACUUUUCAAGCCUCCAUUCAUGCUACAUGCUAUCAGGAAGUUUGCCCCUGUACUCACUGUAACAAAACAUACCGGUAUGCAAUUCUGACAAAAGGCAAGGCUGAAUACGCUGACAGUCGAAAGAAUAGGGGACAGCAAGUCUGUUGGAAUACAUAUGCCCCUAUAGGCAUCUCUGAUGGGGGUGGAGUUCAAGAUCACGCUCGACAGCACAAAAUUAAAAAUCUGUUAGACAGGCUGAUUGAAGACCAAAAUCCCCCGAUUUACCACCCUCUUAGCUUCCCGGAGAUCAGGGGAGAAUUGCUUCUUGAUCCUGAAACACAAUCAAUCAUACAGGCUGCUUUUACCUUAUUCAAUAGAACCAAUCCUGAUUUAGUGAAGGAUUGCUGGCUGUGCCUGAAGCCGGGACCAUUGUGGGCCAAUGCUCUUCUUGUUAACCUUUCACAGGCCGAGCCCCAGUGCCAGCUGUUACCCCCAAGUUCUAGAGUCUAUCUAGACCCUCUUUCCCCUAAAGGCCCAUGCUUCAAAGCUGACCCCAGUUCUGAUAAUACUAGUGAGACAGAUGUGGGCCGAAUCCACUAUUCUUUUUGUCAACAAAAUAUUACUGUGAAUAAUACCUUUCUCUGUCCCCCUAAUGGAACAGUCUUCAUUUACAGGGAAGAUGCAUUUGGCUUUCUCCCGACAGGCUGGAUGGGACUUUGUGCUCCAGCUGUAAUUUUCCCUGACAUUGGAGUGGUCCCUAAUAAUCAGACCCUCCCUAUUCCUGCUUUAGAGCACAUUGGAGGUAGAUCAAAAAGGGCCAUUCAGUUUAUCCCCCUGCUUCUGGGCCUUGGGGUGGCCACCAGGGCUGUCACAGGGGCAGCAGGAUUGGGGACCUCUCUGCAUUAUUAUAAAGCCCUUUCUCAACAGAUGAUUGAUGACAUACAAGCUGUAGCCAGCACAAUUCUUGACCUUCAAGCACAAUUAGAUUCCCUUGCAGCAGUAGUCCUACAGAACCAUAGGGGGCUUGACCUCCUCACUGCUGAAAAGGGAGGCUUAUGUCUCUUUUUAUAGGAAGAAUGCUGCUUCUAUGUGAACCACUCCAGCAUAGUCCAAAAUAAGGUCAAACAACUUUAAGAAGACCUCGAGAGACGCAGACAAGAAUUACAAGCCAAUUUUCUUUAGACUGAGUUACAUAGGUGGUUACCCUAUUUUCUGCCCCUCCUUGGUCCUAUCCUUCUUUUGCUCCUACUUUUCACUUUUGAGCCCUGCCUUGUUAACAAGAUUAUCCAGUUUGUCCAAAAAAGAAUUGAAUCAAUUCAGUUGAUGAAAGUGCAAGUACAAUACCAGAGGCUUGCCACAGAAGCCAGUGACCCCUGCAGUCGCUGUGAGCCUUAAGAUGAGACCGUGCCCAUUGAUUCCCCCUAACUAUCUCCCCGUGUGCCAAGGACAGGUAAGAUCUCCAAAGUGGAGACAACCUAAGACAGGCCCCGGAGGAUUAGUAAACUUGGGACAACCGAGGAGCUGCAAGGUACCCAGUGAUGGGUAAGAUCCCCAGAGGGGGACAACCUAAGACAGGGGCCUUGCCCACCGGGACAUCCCAGAGCAUUUAUAAAACAAAAAGGGGAAUUGUUGGGACCUUUUGCCUCUUUUGGGCUUGUGACUAUGAGGCGGCCGCAGGCUGGAGGUUUCCACCCUCCCUCAUUACUUCUGCAUUUGUGGCCCAACUGAGUUCCAGGCAUGCGCUCUUGGCCCUAACUCCGCCCCACCACCUAACCUAAAACCUGCCUAAGACCCUAGUGACAGAUGAGAUAAUUAAUUCCCAUUGGUUUCCGUUACUUCCUUAUC
This is a messenger RNA of Manis javanica (Malayan pangolin), 2364 nucleotides long. Lineage: Eukaryota; Metazoa; Chordata; Mammalia; Pholidota; Manidae. The record is from RefSeq and is a predicted model, not a curated record.